Messenger RNA from Cyphellophora attinorum, 1032 nucleotides. RefSeq lists its product as uncharacterized. The record is from RefSeq and is a predicted model, not a curated record. Lineage: Eukaryota; Fungi; Ascomycota; Eurotiomycetes; Chaetothyriales; Cyphellophoraceae. Bases 1 to 1032 code for a protein of 343 amino acids. The transcript has 2 exons.
AUGCAGAUCUUGGGUCCCGGUGGUAGUCCGGUCCUCUGGACAGCGUGUCUGCUAUUGGCCCAAUGUAUCGCAUCAUCGGGAGGACUGGUUGAGAAAGGAAUUAAGCAAGCAGUUGAUACCAGAAUUGAGGGCACGGACCUCCUAAUAUCGCUCAGUACAUCCUCCGAAGCAACUGCGCAGCUCCAGCCGCCUGCGACCGUCGAUCAUUUAGAGGCGCGAUUCGUCCGCAGGGCGGCUGAUUUCAAUUCCGACGUAGACCACAUCUCCUUUUGGGGUGACUGGGGACCAUGGUCUCCACCAACACAGACAUCAUCGAUCUCCUCAGCGACCACGACCGCCGCCACGACCACAAAGACGGCGACCACGACCACAAUCCGGAGCACUUCGACGACCUCCACAACCACAUCCACAGCAACGCCAACUGCGGAAGCCAACAAGUUUUUCUGGAUGCGCCUCGAGAAAUCUGGUGCGAGAUUCGUCAAAAGAGCUGGCAGCUACGUCAAGUUUGACGGCUUCGACGCUUACCUCACCAACGAUAAAAAUGAGGCAUCUGUAGUCGACUUGCGUGGGGACGUUAUCAUGCAUGUCGGCCUGUAUGUGGGUACUGCUAUCCGUGAGGGUGCCGUGGUCUUGGAAAGGUUCUGGACCGCUCAGGAUAAUGUCGUUCAUGGCUGGCAUCGUAACGGUGACGAGCUUACCUUUGCACCGGCCAGGCUUGGGUUCUGUGUUACAGACAGCUUGACCGUCAUUGCCGAACUCACCACUCCUCCUCCCUUCGUAUGUACGCCCUACAGGUUGAUUGCGGAGAAUGUUGAUGGUUCGCAUCAGACACCCACGACAACCACCACGAGUAAUCCUGGGCCAAGUACAACACCGACGACCACUUCCACUGCACCAACAUCAGAUCCCUCCGGAGACAUGGACGACGAGCCAGACCAUGAUGGACCACCCGGUAUGCCAGAUGAUCGGCAUGGUGGCUGGCAUGGAGGGCGAUACGGAGACCGUCCUUGGGGCAGGCGCCCUCCCUGGUAA